Molecule: messenger RNA, 5705 nt
Organism: Zootoca vivipara (common lizard)
Lineage: Eukaryota; Metazoa; Chordata; Lepidosauria; Squamata; Lacertidae
Gene: SFXN1
Product: sideroflexin 1
Biological process (GO): monoatomic ion transport; serine import into mitochondrion
Cellular component (GO): mitochondrial inner membrane
Molecular function (GO): monoatomic ion transmembrane transporter activity
Source: RefSeq, a predicted model, not a curated record
CAGCAGCCCCAAAGUGGGGGGUGACCCUCCCCGCUCUCCAUCCCCCGGAGCGGGUGCAGGGAGGGAGGCCGGCUUUGCGCCCCGCAGCUGCUGCGUCUGCAAAUUACUGAGAGCUACGCCUUCCUUUCUCCCCGGUGCACGUCUCUCGAGCGCGCUAGAGGCAUCAUCUUCCCCGAGGCUGCAUCUGCCUACAACAGUAGCCUCUUCCCCAAAAUACAAUACAUAGCCAAGGUCCCUUCGGCCUCCGAAUAAAAUAUUUGAGUGCCCCCCCCCCCGUUGAUGGGCAUAGCCACUCAAAUGGUACGCGUGCGCCGUGUCUUGUGAUCGAUGAUGCGGGGCGGGGCUUACUUGGGGCCCCCAAUAUUUUAUUCAAGUUGGCACCAUUGAUGCAAUGUGGCAUUACAAUGCCCAUUGUAUCUAAUCCAUUUCAGCAUUCCUGGCCUCCUGUAUACCGUGUGCAUCUGUUCAGUGGGCUCAGCGAAUAGCCCAAAAUGUCCAUUUCGGUUAUGUGUGCGUUCCCGGUAGAUGGAUCUAAAAGUAUUGGUUUAGGUUUUUUUAAAAAAAGAAUAAGAGAAAGAGGCGUUCGUUUGGGUACUGAUCGCUUUCUCCCUUCUUCCAGCUGCCUGAUUUUGCGUUAAAUGGACCUCAUAGAUACUUGUAGACCGGGUUAAGUGUUCUUUAAAAAAUGUCAGCCGAUAUACCAUUCAACAUCAAUAUCAAAGAGCCUCGCUGGGAUCAAAGCACGUUUAUUGGACGAGCGAGCCAUUUCUUCACCGUCACUGAUCCUAGGAAUAUUUUGUUGUCCAAUGAGCAACUAGAAAAAGCAAGAAAAAUUGUGCAUGAUUACAGACAAGGAAUUGCACCCCCUGGAUUAACAGAAGAUGAACUAUGGAGAGCGAAAUAUAUCUACGAUUCAGCCUUCCAUCCAGAUACUGGGGAAAAGAUGGUUUUAAUUGGCCGCAUGUCUGCUCAGGUGCCCAUGAACAUGACCAUUACUGGCUGCAUGAUGACCUUUUAUAGAACUACUCCAGCAGUGGUCUUCUGGCAGUGGAUUAACCAGUCGUUCAAUGCCAUCGUAAAUUACACCAACAGGAGUGGAGAUGCUCCAAUUACUGUCAGCCAGCUGGGAACAGCCUAUGUUUCUGCCACCACAGGUGCUGUUGCAACCGCUCUAGGACUUAAUGCACUAACAAAGCAUGUCUCACCUCUUAUAGGACGUUUUGUUCCUUUUGCUGCUGUAGCUGCUGCUAACUGCAUUAAUAUCCCAUUAAUGAGGCAAAGGGAACUAAAGUAUGGUAUUCCCAUUACAGACGAAAAUGGAAACCGAUUGGGUGAAUCGUCCAAAGCUGCCCAACAGGCCAUUGUGCAGGUGGUUAUCUCAAGGAUCCUUAUGGCUGCUCCUGGCAUGGCCAUUCCCCCAUUCAUAAUGAAUUCUUUGGAAAAGAAGGCAUUUUUAAAGAGGUUUCCGUGGAUGAGUGCCCCCAUUCAAGUGGGUUUAGUUGGCUUCUGUUUGGUGUUCGCAACGCCUCUGUGCUGUGCAUUAUUUCCACAAAAAAGUUCCAUGUCUGUAACUCGUCUGGAGCCAGAAUUACAAGCCAAGAUCCAAAAGAGCAGCCCUGAAUUGGAGCGUGUGUAUUUUAACAAAGGGUUAUAAUUUGUAGAAGACAAAAUAUCCCUCAGUGACAAUUAGGUGAACUUAUUUUAAAUUGUGAGAAAGCCUUGGUGAAGACAACUCGGUCCUAGUGUAUUAUUUCAAUUUUACACUUUUCUUUUCUUUUAACACUGAGGUUAUUUAAGCAUUGCAAUAUAAUUUUCCUAAUUAUGGUUUCAAAUUGCUGUCGAUGCCAUUACUUCAUUGUCCACUUUGUUUUUCUGCUGCCAAUAUUUAAAACAGUUCCCAUUAACUACUCUCAAGAAGCUAAAGAUGAGAUUCCUUUGGAAAAUGUUGCAGGCAGAAGGGGAUCACAGGAUGCUAUUUUAUAUUUGCUGCCUUUCUCAAUUUUGCCCUGCAGUAGGGUUGCCAUACGUCUGGGAAUUCUCCAUCAGAUUCGUUUCCUCAAAGGCCCAGAGUGUGAAUGUGUGGUUUGCAUUUGAUACUGGGUUCCUAAGUUGCCUUAUCUCAGUUAUGUAACAAGUAUUUAGGGAUGGGUGGGGGAAGAGUGAUGGGUGGGAAAACUUGAAUGAUGUAGAGCAGGCACCCCCAAACUGCGGCCCUCCAGAUGUUUUGGCCUACAACUCCCAUGAUCCCUAGCUAAGAGGACCAGUGGUCAGGGAUGAUGGGAAUUGUAGUCCAAAACAUCUGGAGGGCCGAAGUUUGGGGAUGCCUGAUGUAGAGCAAAGGAAAGAUAUCUUCCCCUAUCACUUCUGAAAUCACUUAACUAAUACAGUCAAAGGAAACUGGUAAUCACAGAAAACAUAGCAUCUUACAGUGUGCAAAGUUCCCACAGAUGGGGCAAACUCACCAAAUUGCUACACAUUGCCUUGGAGCCUAUCCAAGUGUUGUGCAGGGUGCAUGGUACAAUCCUCUCAUUAGGGGUUGCAUUUUAAAUGUGUCCCAUGUUAAAACGUGUGCAUAUAAAGUUAGUAUACUGUACUAUGCUAACUCUCUGUGUGCAGAAAAAAACACCCUGUUCAAUGUGUGAAUUCACUGUUAGUCAUGGUCCCUGACAUACUGCAGUGUUGGGCAGGAUCCUAUAGGAAUUCUCUAAUGGCUGCCAAACUUAAUUUGUGCUGCUUAAUUAGUGGCUGUUGCCAAAUUAUUGGGGAGAAGGGAAAUCAAGAGACUAGGUUUCUACAUUACAUUCAUGAGUUUCGUUUGCCUUAACUGACAUGUUCCCCCCAGAGAUGGGGGUAUAUUCAUUCUCUUUUUCCUAGCCUUAUUUUUUUCAUAUCUGACAAUCACAUUCUUGAUACAAUAUUUUAAGUCCAGUCACAUGAAAACACUAUGCUGCUAAAAACAAUGGCAAGAGUGCCCCAUUUUCCACCCCAAAUGAGUUGUGUCACUUUAUAAUAUUGGUGGUUGUUGGUCAACUGUUUUAAGAAGCACAGGCAUUGUUUAUGACACUUUUAACCCACUGCUUAUUGAUUAUGUUUUGCAACCCUUAUUUAUACAGUGAUCCUGUGAGGGGUAGGCUGCUAUUAUUUCUGGAAACCAGGGCAGACCAAACCUUUCUCCCCACCCCCCAAAAGCCACCUGGCAAGACUAUGUCUGAGUUAAGAUUUAAACCCAGGUUCUAAUACUCUGUUCACCAAUCAUCAACAUUUCACUGUAAUUUCAGUAUGCCUGACAUACCUACUUCAUUGCUAUGGUAACCUUUUCAUGUAUGGUAAACCACUUUUAAUGUCACAGUGAAGCCCCCUUUGUACUGGUAUCAAUAGAUCUACCUCUGUACUCAACAAAAUUGUUAGCCAGCAUAGACCCUGGCCUUUGUCCAUGUUCAAAAUAAUACCCAACAGUGAGUGUUGUCCUACCAAUGUGGUAGUAACUUUAUAUGAUAGCUAUUGUCUAGAUGUGUUAGACACAACAUAGAAUUGAAACAUGCCAUACAGCAGAGUCUUGUUUAGCUGCAGGUGACGUUCAUCUUCGAACUGAAAGAGGAGGAGAUCUAAUGCUUGAUCUGAACAUUUUGCUUUGAAAGACCCACCAACAGUGAGAUUUGCAGAGUAAAGUCUGUGGUUUUCAAGCUGUUUUCCGGGAAGGCCUCUGGGGUUGCUUGGAAGCUUAUCAUGUUUUUCUCAGUGAUAGGAUCAAUAUCAGGAGACAAGCUUUGCUGAAAGGCAGCUUAGCAAGCACUACCUGCCUUCCCUACAGCAAGGAGGAGAGCAUCUGAUAUAUUGUAAAUUUCACUCUCAGCUCGUAUGGGACAAUGAUGAGAAGGUCAACAGGCCUGGCUGAAGCCCCAGAUGAACCAAGCUGACUGUGUACUCUAUACCAGUGUUUCCCCAACUUGGGUCUCCAGCUGUUUUUGGACUACAGCUCCCAUCAUCUCUAGCUAGCAAGACCAGUGGUCAGGGAUGGUGGGAAUUGUAGUCCAAAAGCAGCUGGAGACCCAAGUUGGGGAACCACUGCUCUAGAACAAGGGUGGCUAAUGCUUGGUUCUCCAGAUGUUGCUGGACUGCAGUUACCAUCAUCCUUGACCAUUGGUGCUGCUGGCUGGGGCUGGUGGGAGUUGGAGAUCAGCAACACAUGCAGGGCUGCAGGUUACUCAGCCAUGCUCUCAAUUUUUUUAAAUUAUAUUGGGAAAUUCCUUCAGCAGAGCUAUUGCAUGUGGAAAUGAGCACCUGAAUGCAGAGAGAUUGGAACACUGGGGAAAGUGUGAUUUAGGUAUUGUUUUUAAAUAACCUUUUUGCCUCAAUUUCUUUCAGUACCGCCAAAUACCUCAUGCUGCUUUCUUAGACCUUGCAUUUUCCCCAUUGUUGACACACAUCAGCACUAGUUUGGAAAAUGAUAGUGUGACAAAUCAUUUGCCUUUAAACAGGAGUGAUGUGACAGGCGACAGAUUGCUCCUGUGACCAGGUGGCCACAGUGAACUGCAUUUGCACCCAUUUCAAAGCAGUUAGGGACAAGGGACAAUUCUGGUGUACAAUCAAAGGAUAGUACUGUCCAGUUGCAACUUUGACUUGUGCAAUUGUGCUACUCUAGACACAAUCUUUUAAAAAUUAUCUAGCAGCCUGGUUGUAUCACAUCUACUCAAAAGUAAGUCCCACUGAGAUAACUAGGGAUUUGCCAUCCAGUAAAGAGGCUUCAGACUUUUGACUUUGACCUGGUUUUCCUGGUGAAUUCUGAAAAAAUAAUGGCAACAAAUAAUUCUGUGGGAGAGAAAUGAAAUGUGCACUUCAGUUAAACAGCAUUCUUGAAUGAAUUGCAAGCUAAGGCUGCAAGCUCAGCCACAGAGGUCAUAGAAAAGAACAAUUUUUGGUCCCCUUUUUAUAGUGCUUGAAUUUUAAAACAAAAAUCUGAAACUUUCCAGUAGCUCUUCUCUUUAGUUUUUUGAUCCAUUUUGUGUAACCUCCAUGUUUUUGGGGAAACUGGGUAUUCACGAGUGGCGUACAUGGAAUAACAUUCUGCAGCACAAAGAGUUGUAUCCAGUUAAAUCACUGCAUGUGAGGAACACACUCUGUGAGGGCAACAGAAUCUUCCCUCCCUGUUUUCUCACAUGCACACCCUAAAUCUCCAGACUACAUUGGGGGGUGCAGGAGACACCUGGGGGAGGGGGGAGUUAUGUUGUGCCAACAGAAGUCAUUCUGUGCUCAUAAUGAUUUAGUUGGAUACAACCCAAAUAGUUUUAUUGAUUGAUUUAACUAGGAUAAAGGAGGAUUCUUUUGCCCCAUGGAAGUACAUGCAUAUAUGCAUAUUCACACAAAUGUAUUAUGCAGUGUAUUUUUUUUAAUUAAACAGGCUUAAUAACUGUGGCAUGUUUCUUGGUGGUAUUAAGCAGAACAAAAUAGUAUUAAGAUCAGCCAAUUUACACUGAUCUUGGAAAAAUAGAUUUUUUUAAAAAUAAUUCCAAUAAAGUGCAAUAAAGUUGUAUGCCUAGGAAAACUGCCAAGUUAUAUUUCUACAUUUGGGAAAUGAUUCUGGAUUACAUUGUGACCGAAGAACAUUUUUAAUGUUAGUAUUAACGCAAUGUCUUGCCAGUGUUGAUGGAAUUUAUUGUACUAUUUUAAAAGUAUGCUGGUUGAAAUAUUAAAAGCAGUGACUGGCA